Rotaria sordida is the source of this 1141-nucleotide messenger RNA. The record is from the annotation of a GenBank genome assembly. Lineage: Eukaryota; Metazoa; Rotifera; Eurotatoria; Philodinida; Philodinidae.
CAGCUCGUAAUCAUAUUGGAAAUAUUAAACCAAUUAUGAUUAUGAGUGUAGAUAGUCUUGAACCAAAAGAUUAUACACGUUUUCCAAAGACACUUAUGUCAGCAAUUAAUAAAUUUAAAACAUAUAAUUUAGAUGCAUUAUUUAUUAUAACACAAGCACCAGGUCAAACAGCAUUUAAUGUUGUUGAACGACGUUUAGCAACAUUAUCACAAGAUUUAACUGGUUUAGUUUUACCACAUGAUUAUUUUGGUACACAUUUAAAUGUUAGUGGUUUAACAGUUGAUGCUGAAAUGGAAAAACAAAAUUUUAAAGCAACCGGUGAAGUUCUUGCUGAAGUUUGGAGUAUGGAUUUGAUUGAUCAUCAUCCAGUUGUAGCACAAUAUAUUGAUCCACCAACAUCAAUUGAUGAUAUGAUUAUAUUAAUUGAUACACAAUCUACUAUAGAUAUGAUUAUUGAUGAAAUUUGUGAUGAAGAAGAAGAAAUUUCACUUCAUCUACGUAUUAAACAAACGCGAUCAAUUCCAUAUCCAAAUUUAACUACAGAUACAAAACCAAAACCAAUUUAUAAUAUUGAUGAAUAUUGGUGUGCAACACAUGUUUUUCAAACUCAAUAUACAAUACAAAUAAUUCGUUGUACGAAAACUGAAUGUUGUGGUCCAUGGCGUUCAAAUUAUAUUCAAGUAUUUCCUCAUCGUUUUCUUCCACCACCUGUACCAUUUGAUCGUUCAUCAGCUGGUGUUCGAUUAGCUGAACUUGAAUCAUCAUAUGCUAAUAUAAAUUCUCUAUCACCAUAUUAUGGUACAUUAUUUCAACGUAUACAAUUUCAUGGUAUUGUUAUAUAUGGUACAAAUAAUUCACUUUUACCAUUUGAUUCAUAUUGUCCAUCAAUACAAACAAAAAUUCAUUCACGUGUAUGUUCAAUUUGUAAACAAUAUAUUCCAUCACCAACUCGUUUACGUAAUCAUUAUAAAGUUCAUCAACAACGUUAUGCAUCAAAUUGUAUUGAUUAUAAAUUUAAUAAAGAUGAAGAAUUAAUUGAUGAACCUGAUCCAAUUGAUCCAAAUGAAAUGCCAUUAUAUCAAAUAAAUCCAUCUCAUAGUGGUGUUUUUCUUUUUUCGGAUAUGAUUGAAUGGUUAAAAUC